Acaromyces ingoldii is the source of this 1452-nucleotide messenger RNA. Its product is annotated as putative nicotinamide mononucleotide permease. Gene Ontology annotation, cellular component: membrane. Lineage: Eukaryota; Fungi; Basidiomycota; Exobasidiomycetes; Exobasidiales; Cryptobasidiaceae. Gene Ontology annotation, molecular function: transmembrane transporter activity. Gene Ontology annotation, biological process: transmembrane transport. Bases 1 to 1452 code for a protein of 483 amino acids. The record is from RefSeq and is a predicted model, not a curated record. The transcript is spliced from 4 exons.
AUGCCAGGCGAGGUAGCAAAGGAGAUCGAAAAGCUCAAGGUGCUUCCCGUAGAGGACCUCAAAGCCGAAGAACGUCGGCUGCUCCGCAAGCUCGACAUCCGAUUGAUGCCGACUCUGUUUGUGCUCCUCAUCCUCAAUUACCUCGACAGGAAUGCUCUCGCCAGUGCACGCGUCCAAGGCAUUGAAAAGGACCUCAGGAUGAAGGGCACCGACUUCAGCACUGCCAUCAGCAUCCUAUUCGUCGGGUACAUCCUUGGCCAGCUGCCCGCUAACCUGAUUCUCUCCCGCUCUCGCCCCUCUGUCUUUCUGGCGGGCUUCGUGGCCCUCUGGGGAGCUGUGUCGGCAACGACAGCAGCUGCAGACUCGUACGCGCACCUCGUCGUUAUUCGCUUCUUUCUCGGCAUCGUCGAGGCCCCUUACUUUCCAGGAGCGCUCUUCCUCCUUUCGUCGUGGUACACGAAGCGCGAAGUGGCGCUGCGCACUGCCCUUCUCUAUUCGGGCUCCUUGCUUGCAGGCGCCUUUUCUGGUCUCAUUGCUGCCGGCAUUCAGGCGGGGCUCGACGGAGCCCACGGUCUGCCAAGCUGGCGGUGGCUGUUCAUCAUCGAAGGUAGCAUCACUGUCGGCGUCGCCCUCGUCGCCAUCUUCAUCCUGCCCGACUACCCUGCCACGACACGGUGGCUUUCGCCGAGAGAGAGAGCAGUCGCCCUGUACCGCCUCGAGACCGAUGCGGGCGUGAGCGACCACACACCCAACAGCAGCCUGAUGCGAAACCUCGUCCUGGCCCUCAAGGAUCCGAAUCUGUACCUGCUCAGCCUCGCUAUGGUCUGCAAGACGACCGCAGCAGCUGUCACGCAGUUCAUCCCCACCGUCGUGGCGACAUUCGGCAUGUCCAAGGUGGCGACGCUGCUCCUCACUGCACCGCCCUACAUCUUCUCCAUGAUCAUCUCGCUGCUGGUCUCGCGGCUGUCGGAUCGGGUGCCCGAGCGGUGCGGCCACGUCUGCGUGCCCCUCGUCUUUGCACUGGUGGGCUUCAUCAUUGCAGCUUCCACGACGCAGACGGCGCCCCGCUAUCUCUCCAUCUUCCUCAUGCUCGGCGGCAUCUAUGGCAGCUACAACGUCGCUCUGGCCUGGAUUUCGUCCACUUUUCCUCGGCCAAAGGAGAAGCGCGCAGCAGCGUACGCCAUCAUCAAUGGCCUCGCCAACCUGGCCCAAGUCUGGUCCCCUUACCUCUACCCGCAGUCCGAUGGCCCGCGCUACAUCAAGGCUUUUUCCGUAAACUCGGCCAUGCUCUUCCUCUGCAUCGUCUUCAGCCUCACCCUGCGCUUCUAUCUGAAGCGGGCAAACGAUCGCAUGGACGAGAGGGCGGCACAGCUGCGCCAGGCCGGUGUCGCAGAGGAGGAGGACGAUGAAGCGGAGGGCGAUGCGGUUCUCAAGAUUCGCUACCUCUUGUAA